Messenger RNA from Paramecium sonneborni, 1113 nucleotides. The record is from the annotation of a GenBank genome assembly. NCBI's taxonomy places the organism in Eukaryota, Ciliophora, Oligohymenophorea, Peniculida, Parameciidae.
AUGGAAUUCUAGACAACAUAUUAAAAAUGUCAUUCUAAUCAAUAAUAACACCAACCUCCAUAAUAAAAAGAUGGUGUGUACAAUCAAGAAAUAAAAAAACAUAAAACAGUUCACAAUAAUGAUGUAUCAACUAUUAGAGUUAGUUAAAAGCUUUGCCUUUAAAGAACAUUGUAGUAAACAGAAAAAGACAAAGUGUCAGUGAUUGAGAUGCAACUCUUCUUAAAUUGUAAGAAUUAAAAAAGAAAAUUUAAGAAAAAGUUCCUAAUCCUCUUGAAAUUUUAGAACCAGAAAGUAAUCCUAUUUCAAAAGAAUUACAUUUUAAGCUUCAUUUUAAACUGAAGAAUCCAAAUUAAUUUCAAAAACAGUUGAUACACCUGGAACUGCUUAAUUUAUGUAAUCUAAUAGAGAUGAUAAUAUACAAGUUCCAAGAAAUCCUUUAGAAAGAAAUACUUCUUUUCAAGAUAUAUAAAAAAUAGAUAAUUAAAUUUCACUUUAGAAAAAACUUGAUUUAUUUUUUGAAAAAAGAAAACCUUCUUGUUGUGAAGACUGUUCAAAAAACAUAAUAAAUUACAAAACCAUAUUUUGAAUCGAAUAAAGGAGAAGAUAUACAAAAUAAUAACUUUACUAAUAGACUUGAAUGUAGAAAAAUCAUGAUUAUAUUGGAUUAAGAUAAAGAAAAAAUAUUAGAUUUAGUAGCAUCCAUAAUUCUCAAACUAGUAAUGAUUAAUAAAUUAUUUUAAACAAUUCAAACAGAUAGAAAUUUUACACUUAUUCAUGGAGCUAUUAGAUCAAAAUAAUAAUCAUUAAGAGAAGCUGCUCUAGAUUUAUUUAGUGAAAUUGUAAAAUAAAUUGCCUAAAGAGAAUGUAUUUAUUUAAUUAUUAAACAUAGAAUCAUAUUAAGAUUAUUUAGUUAAAAUAUAUAUUGAUGAAAUAGAAUCAAAAAAAAAAUCAAAAGAAGAAGAAUAUAUUCAUAGUAAUAUUAUGAUGAUUAAAAUUCUUCUUACAUAUGCUAAAUAAGAUGUAAUAUAUAAUCAUUAUUAAUAAUAGGUAUUUUCAUAAAAUUAAAUCUAAAAAAGAUCAUAAAUCAUCUAUUAUGAAUAAGGGUGUAAUUGA